AUGAAGGAGGAAGGCAAUGGGAGUCCUCCUCCUCGAGAGGAGACCUCUACCACCACCACAAUGAAGGAGGAAGGCAAUGGGAGUCCUCCUUCUCGAGAGGAGACCUCCACCACCACCACGAUGAAGGAGGAAGGCAAUGGGAGUCCUCCUUCUCGAGAGGAGACCUCCACCACCACCACGAUGAAGGAGGAAGACAAUGGGAGUCCUCCUUCUCGAGAGGAGACCUCCACCACCACCACGAUGAAGGAGGAAAGCAAUGGCAGUCCUCCUUCUCGAGGGGAGACCUCUAUCACCACUACGAUGAAGGAGGAAAGCAAUGGGAGUCCUCCUCCUCGAGGGGAGACCUCUACCACGAUGAAGGAGGAAGGCAACAGACGUGAUGAUGAUGGUGAUACCCAUGGGAAGUCAGCUACAGCAAAGGUCUCUAGCCCCCAUGAGGAUGAUGAAGAAGCAUGUGAAUCAUCUAAUGAGGAUAUGACCACCUCCGAUGAGGACUGGCCGAGCCCUGACGAUAUUGCAGCGGGGAUAUUGGACAACAGCGACUGGGCUGCACAGUGUAUUCAAUCCGGCGCUGGACGACUUGAAGAGUUCAUGAGAGGGUUCACAGAUUAUACGUUCCCUGAAGACUCAGCAGUAGUGGAGGAGCCGAGCUCGAGUGAGGAUAACGAAGACGCGAAAGCUGUCAUUGAGGGGUUGAAGACAGCUACAGGAGCGAUAGCAUCAGCGGCUAACUCGGCAGUGGGAACAGUAGGAGGUUAUAUAGUCCGCGCGGGGAGCUCAGCGUUACAGGGCUUGCGAGAGGAGAUGAAGGAUGAUGAUAACUUCACUGCUGCUGAUAAAGUCGGUAGUGCUGCUGUGACUGGACUAGCUAAGGUCCUCUCUGGGUUAUCAUCGGCUAAGUCGGACCUAGAGGGUGUUGCUGCUGACGAGGUCUCUAAAGCGGCAGCUAGACGGUAUGGCAAGGAUGCAGGUAUCAUGGUUCGAGACAGCCUAGCCACAGCAGGCAACGCGACUUCGUUGUUAUCAGUGGCUACUCCUUCGAACGUCAUAUCAAAGGGGAUGCAACAAGCGUCCCCUUCUACUGUUGCCACGGCGUCAGUCCAAGACGCGGACUUGCUCGGAUUGAGUGAAGACGAGCAAACGGUUGAACCUGCAGUAGAUCAGAAGAGCCUUCCCGAAGUUCCGAUGGCUGAGAAAACAUUGGAGAGCACUUCGGAGGGGUUAAAGAUGAUUGAGGAUAGCCGCUCGGUUGCGGAAAAAGAGUCGACCGGGGAGACUAGUGAGAGCGUGUCGGGAGUAUGUGAAGAUGCAAUUGGCUCGAAUGCUUCUACUGAGGCUCCAGCUACGGGGCGUGAGGAGGACGCUGUUCUACCUCUGUGAGGAUAGUAUAUGCUGUUACGAUGAUGAUUUCGAGCUGUGUUCACGUCGUUACGGUACACUGUUUAGCGCAUUUUAUUUGGCAUAGUUGAAUAGAAAAAGCACCAUUCUGUCAUCGGUGCUGUGCUCUUACCGUUAUAGUUUUAAUUCCUAUGGUUACUAUAAUAUGUAUGCAUUCUACCUGUUUCGGUAUAAGAAGCAGU
Molecule: messenger RNA, 1580 nt
Organism: Perkinsus marinus ATCC 50983
Lineage: Eukaryota; Perkinsozoa; Perkinsida; Perkinsidae
Exons: 9
Coding region: 1-1380 (459 amino acids)
Source: RefSeq, a predicted model, not a curated record